AUGAAGGAAGGAGCUAUCAAAGUAGAUACAUUUUGUGUUCAUGGUAGUCCUGAUGGGUAUAUAACAGGAAUCAGAGGAAAAGUUCAAUGCGUUGGUGCGGAAGAUUUGGAGAAAAGCGAGACUGAUUUAGAAAAAAGAGAGAUGAUUAAAGARAARUGUUUCCUUCGAUUUCCCACGAUUCCUUUCAUUCCCAAGUUACCUUAUGAUGUAAUAGCUACSGACUACGACAACUACGCUCUUGUUUCUGGAGCCAAAGAUAAAGGCUUUGUUCAGGUGUAUUCCAGGACGCCGAAUCCAGGUCMUGAGUUCAUAGCUAAGUACAAGAACUAUUUAGCGCAAUUUGGAUAUGACCCGGAGAAAAUAAAAGAUACUCCACAGGACUGUGAAGUGAUGUCUGAUGGUCAGCUUGCUGCCAUGAUGUCUAUGCCAGGUAUGGAGCAAACGCUGACAAACCAGUUUCCAGAUCUUGGWUUGAGAAAAUCAGUGCAGUUUGAUCCUUUCACAAGUGUGUUUGAAACUUUGAAUAAACUUGUUCAGCUCUAUUUCAAGUAG
This is a messenger RNA of Arabis nemorensis, 552 nucleotides long. The record is from the annotation of a GenBank genome assembly. NCBI's taxonomy places the organism in Eukaryota, Viridiplantae, Streptophyta, Magnoliopsida, Brassicales, Brassicaceae.